AUGACAAGCCUCAGAUCGGGAACACUUACAGUGGCUGGUCUCUUCCUAUCGGCUGCUAUUAUCGCGGCUGUGUUGGCGCUUGCUCUGUGGGACUUCAAAGCGCAUCAAACGCAAACGAAUCUAUUUUAUGGAGGUUAUUCAUUCACAUUCUUAUCGUUUCCAUUAUCGUCAUCAUUAUCACAGUAA
Molecule: messenger RNA, 186 nt
Organism: Anisakis simplex (herring worm)
Lineage: Eukaryota; Metazoa; Nematoda; Chromadorea; Rhabditida; Anisakidae
Source: the annotation of a GenBank genome assembly